GGCGCGCGGCGCCAAGAUGGCGGCGGUCGGGGCGGCGGCGGCGGCGGCGGGAGCGGGGCUGUGAGCGCGGCGCCUCCCCCGGCCCGGCCCGGCCCGGCCCGGCCCUGCCCGCCGCCAUGGCCCGCCUGGCCGACUACUUCGUGCUCGUGGGCUACGACGCGGACAAGCGCGGCAGCGGGGAUGGACAGGGACAGAUUCUGCAGCGCUUCCCCGAGAAGGACUGGGAGGACAACCCCUUCCUCAAGGCAUCGAGCUGUUCUGCCAGCCCAGCGGCUGGCAGCUCUUCACGGAGAGGAACCCCCCCACCUUCUUCGUCGCCGUGCUCACCGAUAUCAAUUCGGAGCGGCACUUACUGCGCCUGCUUCACCUUCUGGGAGGCCGUGGAGAGCGCGCAGCCUCAGAGCCACCCCAGGAAUGGCGAGGAGGAGGAAGAGUCGUCCUCAUCUCCUGUUCAACCGGCGCAGCUCUUUGCUCCCAAAAGCCUGGUGCUGGUGUCGCGGCUGGACCACGCUGAGGUCUUCAGGAACAGCCUGGGCCUGAUCUACACCAUCUACGUGGACGGACUGAGCGUGUCCCUGGAGAACGUCAUCGGGAACCUGCUGACGUGUACCAUCCCCAUCACCGGGGGAGCUCAGAGGACGAUCUCGCUGGGCGCGGGGGACCGGCAGGUGAUCCAGACGCCCAUCAAUGACUCGCUUCCCGUCAGCAGCUGCAGCGUGGCCCUGCUCUUCCGUCAGCUCGGGAUCACCAACGUGCUCUAUCUCUUCUGCGCGGCGCUUACUGAACACAAGAUCCUGUUUCUCUCCAGCAGCUACCAGAGGCUCACCGACGCCUGCCGGGCUCUCCUGGCCCUCAUGUUCCCCCUCAAGUACAGUUUCACGUACGUGCCCAUCCUGCCCGCGCAGCUCCUGGAAGUGCUGAGCACGCCGACACCUUUCAUCAUCGGAGUCCACUCCAUCUUCCAGUCGGAGACCCAGGAGCUGCUGGACGUUGUUAUCGCAGACCUGGACGGCGGCACAGUGAACGUCCCCGAGUGCGUGCACAUCUCCCUGCUCCCCGAGCCGCUGCUCCAGCAGACCCGGGAAGCCCUCUCCAUGGUCUUGGACCCGGAGCUGGAGGUGGCAGAUCUCGCCUUCCCCCCUUCCACCGUGUCUGCCUCUUCUCUCAAAAUGCAGGACAAGGAGAUCCGGGCCGUCUUCCUUCGCUUGUUUGCACAGCUGCUGCAGGGCUACCGCUGGUGCCUGCACAUCAUCCGCAUCCAUCCCGAGCCCGUCAUCCGCUUCCACAAGGCAGCCUUCCUGGGGCAGCGGGGGCUGACGGAGGAUGACUUCCUCACCAAGGUGCUGGAGGGCAUGGCGUUCGCAGGCUUCGUGACCGAGAGGGGUGCCCCGUACCGUGCCAUCGACCUGUUCGAUGAGCUCGUUGCUUAUGAAGUGAAGCGCAUGCGUGCAGAAGAGGGGAACAAGCAGAAAAUCCUGCGGCACAUCAAGGAGCUGGCAGAGAAACUUUACAAAAAUGAGAACCCGUACCCCGCAGUGACCAUGCACAAGGUGCAGAAGCCCACGGAAGGCUGCCACCUGCGCCUCCACCAGAAGCCUUUUCCCCGCCUGGAUGAGGGCACGGUGCAGUGGAUCAUCGACCAGGCCACGGCCAAGCUGCAGACAGCCCCUCCUGCUGUGAAGGCGGAGAAGAAGUGCAUGGUGCCGUCGGGCCCCCCCAUCGCUGCCAUCCUGGAGCGAAACGGCAACGCCCUGGCCAACAGCGCCCGGCGCCUGGAGGUGGUCAGGAACUGCAUCUCCUACGUCUUCGAGAACAAGAUGUUAGAAGCCAAAAAGCUCUUCCCUGCCGUGCUGCGAGCCAUGAAGGGCCGAGCAGCCCGGCACUGCCUGACCCAGGAGCUGAACCUGCACGUGCAGCAGAACCGGGCUGUGCUGGACCACCAGCAGUUCGACUUCGUAGUGCGCAUGAUGAACUGCUGCCUGCAGGACUGCACGGCCAUGGACGAGCACGGGAUCGCAGCUGCUCUCUUGCCGCUGGUCACUGCUUUCUGCCGAAAACUGGGCCCGGGCAUCACGCAGUUUGCCUACAGCUGUGUGCAGGAGCACGUGGUGUGGACCAACAUCCAGUUCUGGGAGGCGAUGUUCUACUGCGAUGUGCAGAACCACAUCCGAGCCCUGUACCUGGACAGCAACGAGGAGAACCACACGGAGGAGGAGAGCACGGAGGAGCCACAGGAAGCCAAGUCUGCCCUCGAGAUAGCGUCAGAGCAGCUGAGGCUCUGGCCCACCAUGAGCCGAGAGAAGCAGCAGGAGCUGAUCCAGAAGGAGGAGAGCACCGUGUUCAGCCAGGCCAUCCACUACGCCAACCGCAUGAGCUACCUGCUGCUGCCUCUUGACACCAGCAAGAACCGCCUGCUGCGCAGCUCCGGGCUGGGGGACGUGGAGAGUGUCAGCAACAGCCUGGUCACCAACAGCAUCGCUGGCAGCGUGGCUGAGAGCUAUGACACAGAGAGUGGCUUCGAGGACGCCGAGAGCUCCGAUGUGGCCAACUACGUGGUGCGAUUCAUCAACCGCUUCGUGGACAAAGUCUGCACGGAGAGCGGCGUCACCAACGAGCACCUCAAGGGGCUGCACGUCAUGAUCCCUGAUAUUGUGCAGAUGCACAUCGAGACGCUGGAUGCCGUGCACAGGGAGAGCAAGAGGCUUCCUCCCAUCCAGAAGCCAAAGCUGCUGCGCCCCAACCUGCUGGUGGGCGAGGAGUGCGUGAUGGAGGGCUUCCGAGUGUACCUCAUGCCCGACGAGCGGGAGGAGGCCGCGGGGGGCAGCGUCGGUGGCCCACCCCUGCUGCCUGCCGAGGGAGCCAUCUUCCUCACCACCUACCGCAUCAUCUUCAAAGGCACCCCCACGGACCCGCUGGUGGGGGAGCAGGUGGUGAUCCGUUCCUUCCCCAUCGCCUCGCUGACCAAAGAGAAGAAGAUCAACAUCCACAGCCAGCAGGAUCAGUUCCUCACGGAGGGCCUGCAGCUACGCUCCUGCACAUUCCAGUUGCUGAAGAUUGCCUUCGAUGAUGAGGUGGCUAUGGAGAGUGCCGAGGUCUUCAGGAAGCACCUGCACAAACUGCGCUACCCCCAGCACGUCCACGGCACCUUCGCCUUCACCGUGGGCCAGUCGCCCAAGCAAGCCAUGCAGCCCAAGGCCAAGGAGAAGAACCCCUCGCUCAGCUCCCAGCAGGUGACCGGUAUGUUCCAGGGCCUGACAGUGGGGGUCAUGUCCCUCGGGCACCUUGGCCAUUCAACCACGACGCUCUCCAAAAACCUGGUGAAAAAUGCCAAGAAAACAAUCGGCCGCCAGUACGUGACACGGAAGAAAUACACGCCGCCCGCCUGGGAGCAGCGGAGCAGCCAGCACUUCGCAGAGGACAACGAGGACGAGAUCUCAGUGUCCGAGGAGAUGGACAGAAGCACUUUGACCCCCACCACCACCAUCAAACCUUCGGAGAAGACCAUCAACCACCUGGUGGAGCGAGCCUGCUGCCGCGACUACCAGCGGCUGGGGCUGGGCACGCUCAGCAGCAGCCUCACGCGCUCCAAGAACGAGCCCUUCCGCAUCUCCACGGUGAACCGCAUGUACGCCAUUUGUCGGAGCUACCCCGGGCUGCUCAUCGUGCCGCAGAGCAUCCAGGACAACACGAUCCAGCGCAUCUCCCGCUGCUACCGCCAGAACCGCUUCCCCGUGGUGUGCUGGCGCAACUCCCGCACCAAGGCCGUGCUGCUGCGCUCGGGAGGGCUGCACGGCAAGGGCGUCGUGGGCCUCUUCAAGUCCCAGAACGCCCCCACCACAGGCCCCUCGCAGACAGACUCCACCAGUUUGGAGCAGGAAAAGUAUCUGCAGGCCGUGAUCAACUCCAUGCCUCACUAUGCUGAUGCCAGUGGGCGCAACACGCUCAGUGGCUUCACCUCGGCACACAUGAGCAGCGCAGAUUUCUCCGACAAGAGGCAGCCUAAGCUGGGAUCGCUCAUGAAGCAGGUGAUGGGAGGGAAGGACGAUGGGCCCGGUACUAUUAGCCGUGGAGGGCUCGGUCACAGAGCCAGGGUCAUCACCCUCUCCACCCCCAAGUGCGCGUCGGCGAAGGGCCGCGAGGCGCCCCGAGGCAAGUGGGGCAGCAUCCGCGCCAGCGGGCGCAUGAGCAGCUACGCCCUGAACGUGGAGAUCGGGUCGCGCCUGGCGGGGAAGGACCUGCUGAGCGCCCAGCACAACGGCAGCCCCGCCGAGGCCAGCUUCCUGCGGCAGCACCGCGCCUCGCUCUACAUCAUCGGGGACAAGUCGCAGCUGAAGGGGGUGAAGCCGGACCCGCUGCAGCACUGGGAGGUGGUGCCCAUCGAAGUGUUCGACGUGCGGCAGGUGAAAGCCAGCUUCAAGAAGCUGAUGAAGGCCUGUGUGCCCGGCUGCCCCGCUGGCGACCCCCCUGUCACCUAUCUGCGGUCCCUGGAGGAGUCCGAGUGGCUUUCCCAGAUCCACAAGAUCCUGCAGAUUUCAGUGCUGGUGGUGGAGCUGCUGGACACGGGCUCCUCUGUGCUGGUCAGCCUGGAGGACGGCUGGGACAUCACCACGCAGGUGGUGUCCUUGGUGCAGCUGCUCUCGGACCCCUACUACCGCACAAUGGAGGGCUUCCGCCUGCUGGUGGAGAAGGAGUGGCUGUCCUUCGGGCACCGCUUCAGCCACCGCGGGGCACAGACCCUGGCCAGCCAGAGCAGCGGCUUUGCGCCCAUCUUCCUGCAGUUCCUGGACUGCGUGCAUCAGAUCCACCUGCAGUUCCCCAUGGAGUUUGAGUUCAGCCAGUACUACCUGAAGUUCCUCAGCUACCACUACAUUUCCAACCGCUUCCGGACGUUCCUGCUGGACUCGGACUACGAGCGCAUCGAGCUGGGCCUCAUUUACGAGGAGAAGGGCGAGCGGAAAAGCCAGCAGGUCUACAAGUCCAUUUGGGAUUACAUCGACUGGCUGAACAAGAAAGCUCCCGUCUUCUUCAACUACAUGUAUGCCCCCGAGGAUGGGGAGGUGCUAAGGCCGUACAGCAACAUUUCCAACCUGAAGGUGUGGGACUACUACACGGAGGAGACGCUGUCCGAGGGCCCCUCCUACGACUGGGAGCUGGUGCAGGGGCAGCCGGAGCACGUGGAGGAGGCAGACCGGCAGGACACCAGCGCCCCGCAGACAAAGCGCAAAAUCAUCUGGCCCUGCUACGACAACCGCAGCCGCGUGGAGCCCGACGCCAUCUCCAAGCUGCUGGAGGAGCUGCACAACCUGGAGAUGGAGCUGGGGCAGGUUCCGGAGCGCUGGAAGGACACGUGGGACAAGAUCAAAGCUUCCCAGCGCACCGAGGCCCGGCAGGAGGGCAGCCGGACCCCCAGCUCCCUGCUGAUGUCCUCCGGCCUCUCCCACCACCGCCGCUCGCUGGGCGUGUACCUGCAGGAGAGCGGCGUGGGCUCCACGCUCAACCUCAGCCUGGACAGCGACACCAGCAGCACCUCCACCCCGUCCAGCGGGAAGCAGGGCGGCAGGAAGAGCACCAGCACGCUCUACAGCCAGUUCCAGAUGUCGGAGAGCGAGAACAGGUCCUAUGAGGGGACCCUGUACAAGAAAGGAGCCUUCAUGAAACCCUGGAAGCCUCGCUGGUUUGUGCUGGAUAAAACCAAGCAUCAGCUGCGGUACUACGACAGCCGGAUGGACACGGAGUGCAAAGGCGUCAUUGACCUGGCCGACGUGGAGUCCAUCACACCUGGCACCCCCACCAUGGGGGCCCCCAAGACGGUGGACGAGAAAGCUUUCUUCGAUCUGAAGACGACGAAACGAGUUUACAAUUUCUGCGCCCAGGACGUGCAGCUAGCCCAGCAGUGGAUCGACCGCAUCCAGAGCUGCUUGUCGGACGCGUGAGCCUGGCUCAGAGGAGCCUCUAUUCCAGGCACAGAGUCUCCCGCGCCCCAGCACGUGGAGCAGAGGCAGUGCCCAGGCUCGGCGCUGAGCCGGGGCUGUGACUGACUGGCGAGGAGCUGGACCCUUCCCGUCGGCCGCGGGUGUGCUGCACCGGAGUGCCCGCAGCCGCCCGUGCUCCCGCAGGUGGUGGUGGGGGCAGGAUCAGCGUUACACUAUGGUAGGACUGCGUAGUGGAGGAAUUCGUCGCAUUGAAGCAGGCUGGGGUGCGGGCGGGAGCCUGUCCUGCUCUGCUCCCCCGUCCUGUCUGAGCCCUGUAAUUACCCUGUGUCCGCUCUGCACCUCCGGGCCAGGCGGCCUCGCUCCAGCUCUGCUGCAGCAGGGAUGGUGCCGGCUGGCUGGAGAGGCUGCCCCCCGCCACUGCCCCGUGCUGCUAGAGAAAGCAGGAGCUGCCUGGCUCCCUCGUCCUCCCCACGGCUUGCAUGUCUGCCCGAGCACCCACGGGGCAGGGCCUGCUCCCUCCUCACCCGGUGCCGCUGCCCCCGGUGCAGUCGCUGGCCCGAGCGUGGCCCAGGCUUAGCCCCUGCCCUGCUGGAGCCGGGGAUCUGCAGCUCAGGGUGCCUGUGGGUGCAGAGGGUGCUCGCCUGAGCUCUGGGACCAUCCUGCCCUGGCCCUUGGGCAGCGCUCCCCAGCCCUUGAGCUCUCACAGACUUUGCACAGGAACAAACGAGCACAGCUGCUGCCUGCCCGGGGCUGCUCGUGGUGUUGUAGCUGUAGGUGCCAGGUGCAUGUACGGGGAGGGGCAUGGACGUGGCUGGUGCCUGCUCAGGCCGUGACCAGCGGGCUCCCUGCCCUGGCAGGCUGCAGCCUCUACCUCCUUGCUCAGGCUUGCUGGCGGGGGUGCGUUCCCCAUGGGAGGUGCCAAAUGCUGCAGCCUCGGGGCCCUGGCCCAGGCUGGGGGGUGCCCCUCUGUCCCUGCAGGUCCCUUCCCAGGUGGGGACCACCCAGCCCCGGGGACAAGGGGUCCUGCUCGGCUGCAGCCCAGGGUCCCCACGGGCUGUGAAGCCAGGUGAUGACACCAGGGACAGGAUGUGAUGGGCACUGUCGGGUGCCACGCAGCCUCUGCUCUGGUCUCCGCUCUGGCUGCCCCCGUGCGCCCUGCGGCAGGGAGCGGGCAGCACCUCGGUGGGCACCGUGCCGGGCACUGCGCUGUGCUGCCCGCUUCUCCCCACCUCUGGGGCUCGUCCCCUCCCCAAGCCCCCCUGCUUGUGCUCAGGCUGGGCCCCUGCCAGCGCUGCCAGGCCGAGCCCACCGGUGGAGGGGUCCCGGCCCCGCAGGAGGGCAGGUUUGGCCCCACAGCGCUGCUGGGGGCUGCGCGUCCCCCCCGCUGCUGCCUCCCUGCUUCUUGCUGUCACAGUGUCAGUGCAAAGGGGGAAUCUCGGUACAGAAUCAGAGCCUGCAGCACCUCAUCCCCUGCACUGGUGUUACUGCGGGGGGGUUUGGCCCCGCUCACCCCGAGGUCGCUUCCAGGGCAGGUGGAGGUCGCUCAGGGCUGUCCGUCCGGCCGCAGGAUGGGACCCGGCCCCCGCAGCCCUCCCAGCUCCGCGAAGCGACCGUGACCAGGGCCCGACCCUCCACGCCUCUCCUGCAAGCUCAGCCAGCUCUCCUACCUGUCUUGUUUUUAAAGGAGUUCCUUGUUUUAUUUCAGUGCAGAGGUCUUUGUACAGUCUUAAUCCCCAGGUUCCCCUCUUUGUUUUAUUGUACAAUAAUGGCUGUGGCAGGUAGCUGGUGUAACAUGGAGGUUUUGUAACUUACCUGAGCAGUUGUAGAUUAUUGAAGUUUCUGUACAUUGUGUCAAACAUACAGAGUCCUUGUAUUGUAUUGUGCCUAGAGGAAAAAGGUUAUUAUAUAAAAGAGAAGACUAACUGAAUUUAAUAAAAAAAUUAAUAUGA
Anas platyrhynchos (mallard) is the source of this 7882-nucleotide messenger RNA. RefSeq names its product SET binding factor 1 (gene SBF1). NCBI's taxonomy places the organism in Eukaryota, Metazoa, Chordata, Aves, Anseriformes, Anatidae. Gene Ontology annotation, cellular component: cytoplasm; membrane. Gene Ontology annotation, molecular function: guanyl-nucleotide exchange factor activity. The record is from RefSeq and is a predicted model, not a curated record.